CUCUUCUUUAGCCAGUGGGGACAGGAGGUGCACUAACCCUCCUUCCUAACUCUCCUCGCUUGAAACCACUUGGGAUUACGUAAAGUGUACGUUCGACCUCUUCUUCCCCACAUUCAGAAGGCACUAAGUAGUGUUUGUGCAGCUAAUGCUUAACCAUGAAGUGGGGAUGGAUGUUUUUAGGGGUCUUUCUUUCUUUGGGGAGUUUGUCCUAUGGGGAGAAGGGCCUGGAAAUCCCUGAGUAUGAUGGCAAAGACCGAGUGCACACCCUCACAGCCAAGAACUACAAGUCCAUCAUGAAGAUGUAUGAUGUGAUGGUCAUUUAUUAUCACAAAAACGUGGACGGGAACCGAGGUGCAAAGAAGCAGCUCCAGAUUGAGGAGAUGUCUUUGGAGUUGAUCGAAACACAAGCAGCACUUAUCUUUCAGCUCGCAGCCCAGGUUCUGGAUGAACUUGAAGAUGAGGACAUCGGGUUCGGCCUGGUGGAUGAAAAGAAGGCCUCUGCUGUUGCCAAGAAGCUAGGUCUGGAUGAAGUGGAGAGCAUCUACAUCUUUGCAGAUAAUGAGAUAAUAGAGUACGACGGAGAGCUGGCUGCAGACACCAUUGUUGAGUUCCUCUAUGAUGUGAUCGAGGACCCAGUGGAGAUAAUCGACAAUGAUCGUGAGCUGAAGGGUUUCUAUAACAUGGAUGAUGUCAUCAGGCUGGUUGGCUACUUCAAGAGCGACAGAUCCCCUCAUUUUAUUGAAUAUGACGACGCUGCUGAGGAGUUCCACCCCUUUGUCAAGUUUUAUGCAACAUUUGACCCAAAGAUUGCCAAGAAGCUAAAACUGAAAAUAAAUGAAGUAGAUUUUUACGAGCCAUUCAUGGACGAACCUGUCACCAUUCCAGGAAAACCGUACAUCGAGUCAGAGCUCAUUGCAUACAUUGAACAGCAUGACAGACCAACUCUGAGAAAGCUCGAACCCUACAGCAUGUACGAGAUCUGGGAGGAUGACAUUGAUGGAGAGCACAUUGUUGCCUUUGCUGAAGAGGACGACCCAGAUGGGUUUGAAUUCCUGGAAAUUUUAAAGGAAGUGGCGCGUGACAACACUGAUAACCCCAACCUAAGCAUCAUCUGGAUUGACCCAGACAAUUUCCCCCUGCUUGUUCCAUACUGGGAGAAAACGUUUGGAAUUGCCCUUUCAUCUCCUCAGAUCGGUGUAGUUGAUGUCCAGGAUGCUGACAGCGUCUGGAUGGAAAUGGAUGACCAGGACGACAUGCCAACAGCUGAUGAGCUAGAACAAUGGAUAGAAGACGUUCUGUCUGGGAAAAUAGAUCCAGAUGACGAUGAUGAAGAUGACGACGACGACGAUGAAGAUGAUGACGAUGAUGAAGAUGACGACAACAAUGAUGAUGAUGAAGAUGAUGAUAACGACGAUGACGACGAUGAAGAUGAUGAUGACAAUGAUGAAGAUGAUGAUGAUGAUGAAGACGACGAUGACGAUGACAACUAUGAAGAUGAUGAUGAUGAUGAUGAGGAUGAGGAUGAAGACGAUGAUGAGGAUGAUGAAUAAUAACUUUUUUUAUGUCCUCUGUCACUAAUGGUACCAGCGUUACCAUCUUCUCUUCAUUUUUUACUGCUUGUUUUUCCAGACCGGACAGUCGCAGCGACCGGAUGAGAAACACUGUCAGUUAGGAAGCAGGUCUCCAGUUCAGCUGAGGAUUUCCAUCUCAGACGAUAAUGAGCAAAGCAACAGUUUAAAUCAGAGACAUUUCUCUUGUGGCUUCUCUCUGAUCUCUGCUGUUAACAAAGAGUGUAAAUGAAACAGAGACUCUAAGCUACCAAACAUCCUCAACCCAAGACAGCAGAACUCUCUUCGUUGUUUUCAUCUUAUUCAGUUCACUGUUAUCCUGUUUCAGUGGAACUAAAACUUGCACUUGAUCAGAAAGAAACAGUUUAUUUUACAACUAUUAAAGAAACUUAACCUAAACUCACUGAGGAGUCUUAAGAUUAUCCUGGAGGACUUGUGUUCUGGGAAAUAAAAUUUAUAACAUCUCAA
Molecule: messenger RNA, 2036 nt
Organism: Nothobranchius furzeri (turquoise killifish)
Lineage: Eukaryota; Metazoa; Chordata; Actinopteri; Cyprinodontiformes; Nothobranchiidae
Gene: casq1b
Product: calsequestrin 1b
Biological process (GO): regulation of skeletal muscle contraction by regulation of release of sequestered calcium ion
Cellular component (GO): sarcoplasmic reticulum lumen; Z disc
Molecular function (GO): calcium ion binding
Source: RefSeq, a predicted model, not a curated record